AUGCAGUCCCAGUCUAUUUCUUUUUCUAUACGGUCCUUGAACUACUAUAAAUAUGCUAUGACCUUCACUGGAUUGACUCGGCUAGUUAUCACAAGGCUGUGUUCAUCAUGGUUUAAACUUGUAACCAUCUUCAUACCCAAGCCAAACAAACCAGUUUGGCUUGCUGGUCUCAAUAUUGGAAGCACUUUGAGGGCGUGGGAGCCACCACUGACCCAGUGGGGUCUGACAGACAUAACUAUGGUUGCGGAAGGAAGAGACAUCAUGAGUCCAAAGAUCAAGAUUGGCAUCAAUGGAUUUGGAAGGAUUGGUCGUUUGGUCGCAAGAGUGGCACUACAAAGAGAUGAUGUGGAACUUGUUGCUGUUAAUGACCCUUUCAUCACAACUGAUUACAUGACUUACAUGUUCAAAUAUGAUACUGUUCAUGGACAAUUCAAAAACUGUGAAGUUAAGGUUAAGGACGAUAAAACCCUUCUCUUUGGUUCUAGCACCGUCGCUGUAUUUGGUGUCAGGAACCCAGAGGAAAUUCCAUGGGGUCAGACUGGAGCUGAUUAUGUUGUUGAGUCCACUGGAGUUUUCACUGAUAAGGACAAGGCAGCUGCCCAUUUGAAGGGAGGUGCAAAGAAGGUUAUCAUUUCCGCACCAAGCAAGGAUGCUCCAAUGUUUGUUGUUGGUGUGAAUGAGAAAGAAUACAAGUCUGAUAUUACUGUUGUCUCUAAUGCUAGUUGCACAACCAACUGUCUUGCUCCACUUGCUAAGGUUAUUCAUGACAAAUUUGGCAUUGUUGAAGGCCUCAUGAGCACUGUCCACUCUAUUACUGCAACUCAAAAGACUGUUGAUGGACCAUCAAUGAAGGAUUGGAGAGGUGGUAGAGCAGCUUCUUGCAACAUCAUUCCUAGCAGUACUGGAGCUGCCAAGGCUGUUGGUAAGGUGUUGCCAGCCCUUAAUAACAAGUUGACAGGAAUGUCAUUUAGGGUUCCAACUGUAGAUGUUUCAGUGGUUGAUCUCACUGUUAGACUUGAGAAGGGAGCUACUUAUGAUGAGAUAAAAGCUGCUAUAAAGGAAGCAUCAGAGGGAAGUUUAAAGGGAAUCCUUGGUUACACAGAAGAUGAUGUUGUGUCUACUGAUUUUAUUGGUGACAAUAGGUCAAGCAUUUUUGAUGCAAAAGCUGGAAUUUCAUUGAACAACAACUUUGUGAAACUUGUCUCUUGGUAUGACAAUGAAUGGGGUUACAGCACUCGUGUGGUUGACUUGAUUCGACACAUGGCAUCAGUUUAA
This is a messenger RNA of Sphenostylis stenocarpa, 1275 nucleotides long. The record is from the annotation of a GenBank genome assembly. Lineage: Eukaryota; Viridiplantae; Streptophyta; Magnoliopsida; Fabales; Fabaceae.